Penicillium canariense is the source of this 2679-nucleotide messenger RNA. RefSeq lists its product as uncharacterized. NCBI's taxonomy places the organism in Eukaryota, Fungi, Ascomycota, Eurotiomycetes, Eurotiales, Aspergillaceae. The coding region runs from base 1 to 2679 and encodes 892 amino acids. The record is from RefSeq and is a predicted model, not a curated record. The transcript has 3 exons.
AUGAAUUCCCGGUCGUCUAUAUGGUUCGGGACGCGCAGCUACGCAGCCAGCAGAUUGCCCGCGCAACCAGCGUCUACAGACCCGUGGGAGCAGGCUCUUGCACUCUAUGUCAACGGACUGGGCCCAUCGAAGCGACAGCAGUUUCAAGCACCCGCAACCGUCGAUGAAUGCUUGCAAACCGUCGUGCUGAAUGGCGGGCGAAGACGAGCCUUCACUCGGAUUCUCGAAUUCUUGCGACCCCUCAUCGAUCCUUUGCGACGAUUCGAAGGCGCGAUCGAUGUGGUCGUACAGGUCAGCGCGGGAAUCGCUUCUCCGAUUUGGGGUCCUCUUCGAGUGGCAAUCACGCAUCUGGCGACCUUGGAACAACUGGUGGUUAUUCUCGACAAGAUCGCCCAGUCGACUCAGCGUUACGAGAAUUUGAAGACGUUGUUCGCUGACCAUGAGGGGGUGCGAGAUGCGAUGGGGCGACUUUAUUGCGAGCUCCUCCGGCUUUGUGCUUGCAUCUCGACGUAUGAAACGAGCCGGAUCCGGUACAUCAUGAACCCGUUUGGUAAAGAGUUUGCCACUGUCGGGACUGCAAUCGAUCAACGUGCAAUCGAGAUUGACCGUGCCGCCCAAGCGGCUCACUUUCAGGAAUCGAAGGCGGCCAGGGACCGAUUGCUGGCCGAGACGCGAGAGCAGAAUAUCCGCCGUUUACAGUGCUGGCUAGCUCCAGCACGGGUCGAGGACGAUCUCCAGCGCCUCUCCGGCUACCGCGACGGCUCUUGUGCCUGGAUCUUGCAGGCUGAUGAGUUUAGGCAGUGGUACGGCCCCUCGAGCGAUGAACAUGGUGCGGCGGACAUCUCGUCACUUGGAGGACCGCUCAACACGGCCCUUCAGGUCAUCGGGCGACCCGGCAGUGGAAAGAGUAUGAUGGCCGCUUACUUGAUCCGCUACCUGUCGCAGUGUGGAACGACUUUAUAUUUCCUGUUCAACAAACAGGACUCGGAAAGACACAGCAUGCUCCAUGCGUCGAGAACCAUUCUUGCGCAACUGAUCCACGUCCACCCCGAGCUGACGGAGAACAUCCUGCUCGCGUACAAGAACAGCGGGCGUGUCGUCGCGGAUUCUCUGGUCGAGGUGAUGAGCAUGCUCGGGCAGGUGUUUUCUCAACUGCCACGUCAACCCGGUAGCCCAUCUUACUACAUUGUGUUUGAUGGGAUCGACGAAUGUAAGGACUGGUCCAGCUCUCAGUAUCACUUUCGAACCAGCUUGCCGCCGGAAGCUCCCGUCAAGAUUGUCCUGCUGGGACGAGUAUCACCCACCUUCUCCUCCCCAGAUCCUGUUUCCCCCCAUCCUCUUGCGAUCACCAUGCAGCCGAGCAAAGCUGUGGAGCACAUUCGAGCGUAUGCCGAAGCUCGCAUCCAGGAAAUGACUCACCUCGCCAAUACGGAUCUGGGUACGCAAGCCGUGAGAAAGACGGUCGAGCAAGCCGAUGGGCUGUGGUUAUAUGCACGGCUGCUUCUGGAUGAGAUGGAGCGUGCACCGAGCCGCGAGGUGGUUCAAGCGUGCCUGGAUUCUCUCCCAAAUGGGUUGGAGGAACUCUACAAUCAUAUUCUGUGGACCAGUGAGGCCAAGAUGACCCGUCCGGAGAAGGAAUUCGCACGGUACUUGUUUCUGUGCGCAGAUAUCAGCAACUAUAUGCCCGACUUUCUGGCGCAAGCCAUGGAUAGCAUUCAGCGAGGCAUGUUGGACCUUGUCUUUCGCUUCGUCAAUGGGGGCAAUAUGCCAUUUGAUGCGCCGGGUCUGGCGGAAAAGCUUGGUGCGCCCUUAAUCGAAGUCCUGCGCCCGACGCCGCUAACAUAUGAGUUGCGAUUCGUGCACCUCUCCGUCUAUCAAUAUCUCGCAGACCCAAGCAGAUAUGCAAAGGCGGGAGAUUUGCCGGAAUUGGUACAAACGCGGCAAGCCAGAGAUCUGUACCGCGGUGCCAUGGCCGUGUGGUACUUUACGGACUGUCCAGAUUCGAUGCUGCAUCUCGAGGCUUUGCGAAGCAAUGAUUCGAGCCUUCUCGCGACGGAGUGGCCCGACUCCUAUUUCCCCAUGACCUACUGCCUGUGGGACGCGCUGAAGGCACGGCAUAACUAUCUGCUGUGUCUGUCGGAGCCCUUGUUUCAAGAAGCAGAGAAGAUGUUGGACGUCCUGACCCACUUUUUGAGCACCGACAGAUGUCUCCGGUGGUUUGAAACAGCUACCAUCAUUAAUUACGCGGGCAAUUUCCAGCAACUGCAGGAAAAUAUUCUCUCGGCUCUCGACGUCGCCCGACGGGAAAAGGGGACCGGCGGCGGGCUCAGGGCACUAUACAACUUCAAUCGGGCCCGCUUCAACUUCCUCCAACAUUGGAAGGCUAUUGUGCAAAUCACCACUCCCUGGGAGAUACGCCCGGAGCUGUCGCGGGGGAGCUGGGGGGAUGAGACGGAAAUGCUACCGGGGUUCUUCGAACAUGGCCUCGGAGAGGGAAUGCUGCAAAUUGCCAGAGAAUGGAGCGCUAAGUUAGAAAUCGCGCACAAGAUGCCACGCGGCGGCCGUGCCGGGAGCCCAAUGGCCCAGGCCCUGUGCCCCAAAUGCUCGGCAGUUAUGACCCAACGGGACUUGGAGAAACACAGGAUUGUGGGGUGCCGGAGAAAUAGGAGAAUGUGGUGA